CAGCAGUACAGAGAGAUGAAGAAAGGCACUACAUAUGCUGAGGCUCUUGAAAAAGUUACCAAAUGUGGUGAGGCAGAGGAAAUGAGGAAGAAGGAAGGGGAAGGCUCCCCUCGAGUAGCACGUGUAACAGAAGACUCAAUGGUGGCAGCAAUUAGUCUGCCGGGAAGCUUCUUCCAGGCAGAAGAAGAAGAAGAAGAAGAAGAAGAAGACCGUGCCUUGUUAGACAACAGUUACAAGAUGAGUGGUGCCAACAUGGACACGCGCACACUCUGCCUCUUUGAUGUUGACGGAACUCUUACAGCCGCAAGACAGCUUGUGACCCCUGACAUGAAGAAGUUCCUUGACAACCUAAAGACUCGGGUUCGAGUUGGAGUGGUAGGAGGGUCAGACCUCAGCAAGAUCAAGGAGCAGCUUGGAGAUGAUGUGAUCCAGAGAGUGGACUAUGUGUUUGCUGAGAAUGGCCUUGUGGCCUAUGGAAAUGGGCAGUUACUUUCUAUCCAGUCCAUACAGGCCCACAUGGGAGAAGAGCUACUGCAAGAUUUUAUCAACUUCUCUCUCAAUUACAUGGCCAAGAUCAAACUGCCUAAGAAGAGGGGGACAUUUAUUGAAUUUCGUAACGGCAUGUUGAACGUCUCCCCGAUUGGACGCAGCUGUACGCAGGAAGAGAGGAAAGAAUUCUAUGAGCUUGACCAGACAGAGAAAAUCAGAGAGAAGUUUGUGUCCGUAUUAAAAGAGGAGUUCAAAGGAAAAGGGCUCUCGUUUUCAAUUGGGGGGCAGAUCAGCUUUGAUGUGUUUCCUGAUGGCUGGGAUAAGAGGUACUGUCUCGGGAUUGUUGAGAAAGACAACUACUCAACCAUUCACUUCUUUGGAGACAAGACCAAACCUGGAGGAAAUGACUACGAGAUCUACGCUGACCCUCGGACCAUUGGCCAUGAAGUCUCGUGUCCAGAGGAAACACGACAGCUUUGUCAGAAGCUUUUCUUUAUAUGAGAGAGAAGUGAUAGGACAGAUUUUAUGAUAUUUUUUCUGUUGGAUAGAAAUAUUUUUAGUUUAAUAGUCGAUUGUAGCUUGGAUUUGUCAUCCUGUGUACUUCUUGCUAAUAUUAUCUGACUCUGAAUCUGAUUUUAUCCAAAACCCGACUCCCAUGUGACCCACUGUGACCCACUGUGACUUAUUGGGAUUGUGUUGUAGUGGUUAACAGAACAGUAAACCUUUUCUUUAUUGUUAUGGAAAUGACACCAGUUAGGGGUUGACUGACUGAGACUACACUUUAGAGAAGAAAAAAAAGGAAUAAAAGCAUCAUUGGGCUGUUUUAUCAGAGUAGACAGCAGUGGAUGAAUCCAACAACAGGAUACACAUUUUGCAAGACAUAUAAAUAAGAUUAUGUAUAAUGUUCAGUAAUUUAUGGAUAAUAUAUUAUGGCACCUUACUUAAGAAUUCUGCAAAUGUAUCUGAAAAGCAAUAAUGUUUGCAUCAUAUGUUAUGACGUUUCCACCUGGUAAAUAACUUGUAAAAAGAUGAUGCUGUAAAAGAUGUGAACUUUAUGAAAAUGAAAUAAAGACAGACUUACAAUG
Pleuronectes platessa (European plaice) is the source of this 1574-nucleotide messenger RNA. It is a transcript of the gene pmm2, whose product is annotated as phosphomannomutase 2. The transcript has 9 exons. Gene Ontology annotation, molecular function: phosphomannomutase activity. The record is from RefSeq and is a predicted model, not a curated record. Gene Ontology annotation, biological process: mannose metabolic process; protein N-linked glycosylation; GDP-mannose biosynthetic process. NCBI's taxonomy places the organism in Eukaryota, Metazoa, Chordata, Actinopteri, Pleuronectiformes, Pleuronectidae. Bases 16 to 990 code for a protein of 324 amino acids. Gene Ontology annotation, cellular component: cytosol.